Messenger RNA from Dama dama (fallow deer), 6398 nucleotides. It is a transcript of the gene PRDM15, whose product is annotated as PR/SET domain 15. Gene Ontology annotation, biological process: cell fate commitment; regulation of transcription by RNA polymerase II. Gene Ontology annotation, molecular function: RNA polymerase II cis-regulatory region sequence-specific DNA binding; histone deacetylase binding; DNA-binding transcription factor activity. Lineage: Eukaryota; Metazoa; Chordata; Mammalia; Artiodactyla; Cervidae. The record is from RefSeq and is a predicted model, not a curated record. Bases 1224 to 4208 code for a protein of 994 amino acids. Gene Ontology annotation, cellular component: cytoplasm; nucleus. The transcript has 20 exons.
GUCAUCGCUGCCCCUCCCCUGCAGCACCGUUUCAUUUUGCAUAGAUGCAUCUCUCUCGUUGGACAUGCGUUAUUGUGAUCAGGAGUUGCCUCCUGAUCGUUGGCUAAUAUUUUUUUUUUUUCUUAGAAUUUUUACCUUUUAAGAUAGUUCUUGUGAAAUAGAACACUGCCCUCAGUGAGAGGACAGCAGUCAUGACUGGUUCUUCAAGUUGGUCCUGUCAGCCCCGCUUCCGGACACCAGGCUGAAGAGAAAGGUUUCCUGCCCCAGGUCAGGUCAGCGUGAAUUCCACUCCUGGGUGGGGACCUCGUGGUGCAGUGACUGCAACUCAUUUGGGUUAGAAGGAGCUGCCUUUAGUCCCGCGUGUCCGCUGCCCGCUCACCCCACCUCAGCCUCCUUCUCUGAAACUCUCCUGUGCAAGAGUACUCCGCCCUCUUUAGACCAUGUGUGUUGGGGAAGGUGAGUGAGAUACGGGAUUUUGGUUUCAGUUGCCCCCAUCUUUUCCUGAUGCUCUUCCACGGAUUCCCCAGAGAGCAGGUGUGGGCAAGAGCAGAGGCUGAGCCGGAGGGCACGUCCCGAGACCAUACCCUGCUUCCGUGCUGCCCGCUCUCUGCUCCUUCUCUUCUAGUUUUGGUAUAACUGAAAAUUACACAUCCACUUACAUUUCUAAUCUCUUGUUAUCUGACGAAGACUCAGAAAAUGCUCGCAAAUAGUUGUAGCAGUGGUCUCCAUUUUUCCUUCCAUCUUUUGCAGGCUUAUUGCUGGUUUUUGAGACAGAAAGAGGUGUGCUUUUUCCUGGUAACUGAAGGCAUGUGCAGUCACAGUCCCAGAGGCUCUUGCUUUGUGGGUGGCCUCAGUGUGUUUUGAUGGGUGUUGUGAUGGGUCCUGAGUGUCAACACAAGCUGCACAGAGACAGGAGUGGAGGUGGUGGUGAGAGCUGGUGGCCCCUGCCCAGCCCUGACAGGCUGCCAGGUGGGGUUUAGAGAAAUCAGUCUCCUGGGCCAGGAUACCAUGAACAUACAUUCACUUGGAACGUCCCUGUUACAGAAUCCAAGCUCAUACUGCUCACUGUAUGAGCAGCCAGUCAAUUGAGAGACAGUUGUUGGGGCAGGAACAGCCACUUUAUUUGGAAAGCCAGUAGAUCGAGAAGAUAGUGGGCCAGUGUCCCAAAGAACCAUCUUCUCUGAGUCAGAAUUCAGGCCUCUUUUGUACUAAAAGGGGAGGGAAUGAAGGCAAGCAUUUCCUGGUUCCAGUCAGCCUCCAGAGGGGAUGUGUUUUCUUCCUUCCUGCAGCCAUUCACAGGUGAGCCUCGUCAGGAUGUUUCCUGUGAGCUAAACAAAGCUGCAGGCACCCCAGAGAACAGCACCCCAGUGGAUGCAGAGCCCAGCCAGUGGGUGUGCAAGGUGUGUUCAGCCACCUUCUUGGAGCUGCAGCUGCUGAAUGAGCACCUGUUGGGCCACUUGGAACAAUCCAAGAGCGUCGCCCCAGCUGGCCAGCAGGAGUCGGCCCCGGAGAAGGAAGCAGAUGUGCCCCGGGGGGAACCUGCUGAGGUUCCCAAGACUGUCAGUGCCACCAAAGAGCAGAAGAAAAAGCCUCGAAGGGGAAGAAAACCCAAAGCAUCCAAACCAGAGCAGCCUCUAGUCAUUGUUGAAGGCAAGGAGCCAGCAGAGCAAGUGACAGAGAUCAUGACUGAGGUCGAGCCCGUGACUGCGACGCCAGACGAGCGGAUCAUGGAGCUGGUUCUGGGAAAGCUGGCCGCCACCCCCAGCGACACCAGCUCAGUGCCAAAGUUCCCGCAUCACCAGAGCGGCACCAUCACCCUCAAGAGGAGCCUGAUCCUCUCGAGCCGGCACGGCAUCCGGCGGAAGGUGGCACGUCAGCUGGGUGAGCACAGGCGCGUGUACCAGUGUAGCAUCUGCAGCAAGGUCUUCCAGAACAGCAGCAACCUGAGCCGGCACGUGCGCUCCCACGGUGACAAGCUGUUUAAGUGUGAGGAGUGUGCCAAGCUGUUCAGCCGCAAGGAGAGCCUGAAGCAGCACGUCUCGUACAAGCACAGUAGGAACGAGGUCGACAGCGAGUACAGGUACCGGUGUGGCACCUGCGAGAAGACCUUCCGCAUCCAGAGCGCGCUGGAGUUUCACAACUGCCGCACAGAUGACAAGACGUUCCAGUGUGAGAUGUGCUUCCGGUUCUUCUCCACCAACAGCAACCUCUCCAAGCACAAGAAGAAGCACGGGGACAAGAAGUUCGCCUGUGAAGUCUGCAACAAGAUGUUCUACCGCAAGGACGUCAUGCUCGACCACCAGAGGCGGCACCUGGAAGGAGUCCGACGGGUGAAGAGGGAAGACGUGGAGGCCGGUGGCGGCGAGAACCUGGUGCGCUACAGGAAGGAACCGUCUGGAUGCCCGGUGUGCGGCAAGGUGUUCUCCUGCAGGAGCAACAUGAACAAGCACCUGCUGACCCACGGCGACAAGAAGUACACCUGUGAGAUCUGCGGGCGCAAGUUCUUCCGUGUGGACGUGCUCAGGGACCACAUCCACGUCCACUUCAAGGACAUUGCGCUGAUGGAUGACCACCAGAGAGAGGAGUUUAUUGGCAAGAUUGGGAUCUCGUCAGAAGAAAACGAUGACCAUUCAGACGAGAGCGCAGACUCAGAGCCUCACAAGUACAGCUGCAAAAGGUGUCAGCUCACCUUCGGCCGCGGGAAGGAGUACCUGAAGCACAUCAUGGAGGUGCACAAGGAGAAGGGCUACGGCUGCAGCAUCUGCCACCGGCGCUUCGCCCUGAAGGCCACCUACCACGCCCACAUGGUCAUCCACCGCGAGAACCUGCCCGACCCCAACGUGCAGAAGUACAUCCAUCCCUGUGAAAUCUGCGGGCGGAUCUUCAACAGCAUCGGGAACCUGGAGAGGCACAAACUGAUCCACACAGGUGUGAAAAGCCAUGCCUGUGAGCAGUGUGGGAAGUCCUUUGCCAGGAAGGACAUGCUGAAGGAGCACAUGCGUGUCCAUGACAACAUCCGGGAAUACCUGUGCGCGGAGUGUGGGAAAGGCAUGAAGACCAAGCACGCGCUGCGCCACCACAUGAAGCUGCACAAGGGCAUCAAGGAGUACGAAUGCAGGGAGUGCCACCGCAAGUUCGCGCAGAAGGUCAACAUGCUCAAGCACUACAAGCGGCACACGGGGAUUAAAGAUUUCAUGUGCGAACUGUGCGGAAAAACAUUCAGUGAGAGAAACACGAUGGAGACGCACAAGCUCAUCCACACGGUGGGCAAGCAGUGGACGUGCUCCGUGUGCGACAAGAAGUACGUCACCGAAUACAUGCUGCAGAAGCACGUGCAGCUCACCCACGACAAGGUGGAGGCGCAGAGCUGCCAGUUGUGCGGGACCAAGGUGUCCACCAGGGCCUCCAUGAGCAGGCACAUGCGGCGCAAGCACCCCGAGGUCCUGGCCGUGAGGAUUGAUGACCUGGACCACCUCCCGGAGACCACCACCAUCGACGCCUCCUCCAUCGGCAUCGUCCAGCCUGAGCUGAGUCUGGAGCAGGAGGAGCUGGCCGAAGGGAAGCACGUGAAAGCCACCAGGAGAGCUCCCAAGAGGAAGCAGAAGCCGGAGGAGGAGGCGGGGGCCACGGCGCCGGAGGACGCCGCCUUCAGCGAGUUCUCAGAGAAGGAGGGCACGUUCUCGGGGGCUGUCGGGGAUGAGACGGACUCGGCCGUGCAGAGCAUCCAGCAGGUGGUGGUGACUCUGGGUGACCCCAAUGUGACCACCCCGUCCAGCUCCGUCGGCCUGACCAACAUCACCGUGACCCCCAUCACCACCACGGCCGGGACCCAGUUUACCAACCUCCAGCCGGUGGCCGUCGGGCACCUGACCACUCCGGAACGCCAGCUCCAGCUGGACAACUCCAUCCUGACCGUGACCUUUGACACCGUCAGCGGCUCCGCCAUGCUGCACAACCGCCAGAAUGACCUCCAGAUCCACCCGCAGCCGGAAGCCUCGAACCCGCAAUCCGUGGCCCACUUCAUCAACCUGACCACCCUGGUCAACUCCAUCACGCCCCUGGGGAGCCAGCUGGGUGAGCAGCACCCACUCACCUGGCGGGCGGUGCCCCAGACGGACGGGCCACCCCCGCCGCCUCCAGCCCCCGCCCCACAGGCCACCCAGCCCCCGGUGCCGGCUGAGCAGCAGCCACAGAUGUACAGCUACUGAGGCAGCUUGCAGAGACCAGGGAGAGAACCACAGAUGGGGGUUUGUUUCCAUUUAAGAUUUGUUGGCUGGAUACCAAACAGAGAAAAACAAACACAUAUUGCAAUGUAAGUAAGGUUGACUUAGCUUUUGCAGAAUUAUCUCCAGAUGCCCCCAGAACCAUGGCAGUCUGUCAGCUGAACUCAGAAGUGACCCUGGGCAGGCCAGUUGUCCCUGGGAGCAGCCCCCCGCAUUCUGCCAGGUGAGACAGGCUCCUAGGCUUGCCUCCCAGAGCAGGAGGGACUGGAGGUUUGGCAAAGGGAAGUGGUUUGUUUCCUUUUCUCUUUAGGGCUCAGCUGCUGUGUUAAAAUGUAGCAAUGUGCUGGGCAGGAAAAGAGUUUUCUCCCGGCUCCUGGACUUUGAACAGAUAGAGGUUCAAGUCACAUUUAUCUUCUUUGAAAUUCCAGUUGAAUCAAAGUCGUUGGCUGAAACCAGGUGGGAAGCUGCCCUGUGGGCGGACGCCCCUCCUCUGGCCUUCCUGUUGGUCACAGGCAAGUGGUCAUGUGAGGUCACUCAGCAAGGCGUCUUAGUAAUAGGGUUCGUGAAUGGAUUUUCAGUAUGGUUCUUUUUUUAAACUUUAUCUCGAGCAUAUCUCGCGUGUUCGAAACUGCGGAGACCACGUUCUUCUCUGUUUUCCUUUGACACGCAAUGUCGUUUGCACUGUAGGCCUCUGUCCAGCUUACGUAGCUGCCCCAACGCAGGGGUCGCUGUUAACGUGCAUCAAGAGGGCCUCCCGCUGGCCCUUCUGGAGGCUCCCUGGAGCCGUCUCAGGACUCUGCCAUCCAAACGUAUUUAUUGUGGCUGAGACUCGGCUAGAGUCCCCUGAACUGGAGAACAGGGAAGAAAUUCAUGUCUUUUUUCUGUUUAAACUCUUAAUUCCAAAGGUUGAUGUGUUUCAAGACCAGUUUUCUAUAAAAAUGUUGAAUGGACUUUGCUCCUUAUGGGGAAAGGGGUAGGUUUUUUCUGAAAUAUGGAGGUAGUGCUAUGUCCUGCCAAGUAGUAUGAAAGCAGAAAAAGUCAUUAGCUGAGCAGUAGAAGUAUCAGCGCCCCGAAUGAAUGAAUGAAUGAAUGUGCUGAGUGACAUCAGCUGUGUCACACGUGUGCACCCAUCUCAGGGGGGUGGGUGAGGCUCAGGGCCACUGAGGUGGCGGCCAGCAGCCAGUCCUCUGGCUGCCCAGCCAGGGGGACAAAGAGGCAGGUGAAGAAGCUUGAGUGAAAAAAAAAAAAUUGAAAAAAAAAAGAAGCUUGAGUGAUGCCUUUGCCCUGUCCAGAAUGAAAAGAUAACGAUUCCUUUGCUUUGUCUCGAUCACUCUUUGUGAUCCUGUGUUAGUUGGGAGACCUUCUUCAGUAAAGAGUAAAUAAAUGAGACAGACUCACCUGAUGCUGCCAGUGAGGCUGCGGGUGAUCUGUCACGCAAAAGGCAGCGUUCUCAGCACUUCAUGUAGUUCUAAGUCACAAGAUGUUGAGGGGAGAGAGAGCUAGGUUUUGAUGUGUGCAAUACAGGCCUUCGUGAACCAAGUUCAUCACCCAUGCAGCAUGUGAAAGGGGACUGCAGAAUUCACCCUCCACCCCCAGCUCUUCCCUAACUCCCAGCUUGCACCUCUCCAUUGAAUUUGUCGUGGGCAAUUAUUUGACUUUUAAUUUAUGAUAAUUAUUUUUAUGUUAUUUAUGUAUAUAAUUAAUGCUUUAUACAUAAUAGUUUCAUCAAAUGAACUUGGGCUAGGGGUGAUAUAUUUUCUAAGCAUUGUCUCUGUUCUCCAAAUGUAAGUGGUCCAGGUGUCUGUGGAGUCAUCAAGUGCGCCAAGGCCCCUAAGGUAUUUUUUUAAACAUCGCUGACCAUUUCUUUUUGCAUUUGCAGAAGAUAAAGGACAAAUGACCAAGGGAAAAAACCCAGAUGUGAUGGAACACCUGCUAGCAUUUAUCUUUUAUUCCUCUUCCCUAUGAAAUAAAGGCCUUUUAAAUCACAAUUUUAUUUUUUUAAGAAAAGUUGUUUUUGUGCCUAGGAUAAGAAUGCAUCAUAUGUUUUUAAAGAACCUAAUUUAGGUUGUGUGGCCCCAGUGUACUUACCACUGUUUAUUUAAAUACACAGAUGUGUAAUAAUACUUCUUGUUAUAAUAAGCGAAAACUCGAAAUAAAAAUCAGAUUUACUCCUGA